Messenger RNA from Myxocyprinus asiaticus (Chinese sucker), 5947 nucleotides. RefSeq names its product coronin-2B. The coding region runs from base 343 to 1803 and encodes 486 amino acids. Gene Ontology annotation, molecular function: actin filament binding. The record is from RefSeq and is a predicted model, not a curated record. Lineage: Eukaryota; Metazoa; Chordata; Actinopteri; Cypriniformes; Catostomidae. The transcript is spliced from 13 exons. Gene Ontology annotation, biological process: actin filament organization.
GAGAGGCAGGUUGGAGUGGUAGUAACACGCUGAGCUCACUGUACUGCAGAAUCCUGACUAAGGGACCAGGGCAGCCGCUGCACUGAUAGGCUUGGUUACUUAGCAAGAGACAGUGGCCAGACCCUCCCUUCCUCUCACUCUUAAAUGCCUCCUCCUCUUUCUCUUUCACAAUCUCCUGUGUCUUUCACUCUAGUAUCAGAGGGGCUGCACACACACGCUGAGUGAGUCUCUCUGUGUCCUGCGGUCUCACUCAGCAUUUGAGGAACACAAGCUGACUGUUCUGCACUCUUCUCUGCAUGACUGUCACAAAGAAGAAAGAACAUCAUAGACACUUGGGGUGGCAUGAGGAUGUCAUGGCGGCCAACCUACCGAAGCUCCAAGUUUCGAAACGUAUAUGGCAAAGUGGCCAACCGAGAGCACUGCUUCGAAGGCAUCGCGAUCACAAAGAACGUCCAUGACAACCACUUCUGUGCGGUCAACGGCAAGUUCCUCGCCAUAGUUACGGAGAGCGCGGGAGGAGGAUCCUUCGUUGUUAUCCCGGUCACUCAGUUUGGCCGUAUCGAACCUCACUAUCCAAAGGUCUGCGGUCACCAAGGCAACGUCCUGGACAUAAAAUGGAAUCCUUUUCAUGACAACAUAAUCGCUUCUUGUUCAGAGGACUCUUCUGUGCGAAUAUGGGACAUCCCUGAUGGUGGACUGAGAAGAAAUUUGACCGAGGCUGUAUUAGAAUUGUAUGGCCACAGCAGGCGUGUAGGCCUCAUAGAGUGGCACCCAACCACUAGUGGCAUUCUCUUCAGUGCUGGCUAUGACUAUAAGAUCCUGAUUUGGAAUCUUGAGAUUGGGGAGCCGGUGAAAAUGAUUGACUGCCACACAGAUGUGAUCCUCUGUAUGUCGUUUAACACUGAGGGAAGCCUACUGGCCACCAGCUGCAAGGACAAGAAACUUCGCGUCAUCGAGCCCCGCUCUGGCAAAGUGCUACAGCAGGAGGCAAACUUCAAGAACCACAAAGUGAACCGUGUUGUGUUCCUAGGCAACAUGAAACGACUUCUGACGACAGGUGUGUCCCGCUGGAACACACGACAGGUUGCUCUUUGGGACCAGGAGGAUCUGUCCAUGCCUAUCAUUGAGGAGGAGAUUGAUGGCCUGUCAGGCCUGCUUUUCCCUUUCUAUGAUGCAGACACACAUAUGCUUUACCUAGCAGGCAAGGGUGAUGGGAACAUCCGGUACUACGAGAUCACCCUGGAGAAGCCCUACUUGCAGUAUCUCAUGGAGUUUAGGUCCCCUGCACCACAGAAAGGGCUUGGAGUGAUGCCGAAGCAUGGGCUGGAUGUAGGAGCGUGUGAAGUCUACAGGUUUUAUAAGUUGGUGACUCUGAAGGGCCUGAUCGAGCCUAUCUCUAUGAUCGUGCCUAGAAGGUCAGAGACAUAUCAGGAAGACAUAUACCCCAUGACUCCUGGGACAGAACCUGCACUUUCUGCUGAUGAGUGGCUCAGUGGAAUCAACAGAGGCCCUGUUCUCAUGUCCUUGAAAGAGGGCUACAACAGGCCCAACAAGCUGGUAUUCAAGGCCCCUGUAAAGGAGAAGAAGAGUGUGGUGGUCAAUGGGAUUGACCUGCUGGAAAAUGUGCCUCCCCGUACAGAGAAUGAGCUCUUGCGGAUGUUCUUCAGGCAGCAGGAUGAGUUGCGACGACUGAAGGACGAGCUCACUCAGAAGGACAUUAAGAUCCGACAGCUUGAGCUGGAGCUCAAUAACAUAAGAAACAGCCCAAACAACAAUAACAACAGCAAUGAUAGCAGCAUUUGACAUGAAAUGUUUACUGUUUCUGUUGAUUUCCUGUCCUAAAGUGACACUAUAUACAGUAAGCCUCCAGCACUGCUGACACUCCACAUGGGCCUCCUCCUUCCUAACGGUCCAAUAUUCUCCUUCCAAGAUCCCUGCAGACCAAGUGCUCGUCUUCAUUAAGCAGUGUUUCACACUUGACCACCAGUGUUGACCCCACAGCGACCAUGUGCUAUGUUGACUUUAUUGGAGUGAUGAUUCAAUACUCUCCCUUCAAAUGUCCUUCAUUCACAAUACCAAUCUACCUGCGGUAGCUCUUUCUAUAUACAGUGAAGAGGUACACAAGACUCACAAAUACAUAAACUGGCACCACCCACAGGUAGGUGGGGAGGUGCAGUGGGUUAUGAACAGAAAGGGCUCCUCUUUCCUUUUCUUUAUCUUUCUUAAAGGGUUAGUUAACCUAAAAAUGAAAAUUCUGUCAUUUACUCACUCUCAACAAACCGGUAUGACUUCCUUUCUUCUGUGUAACACAAAAGGAGAUGUUAAGCAUAAUGACAGCCUCAGUCACCAUGCACUUUCAUUUUAUGGAAUAAAAUGCAAUGAAAGUAAAUUGGUGACUGAGACUAACAUUUUCCUUUUGUGUUCCACAGAAGAAAGGAAGUCAUAAGGAUUUGGAACAAUAUGAGGGUGAGUAAAUGAUGAAAGAACUAUCUCUUUAACCAUUCUCUUUCGUGUAAUUGUAAUCCCUUCCUCUCUUUUCUCACAAAUGAAUGUUUACUGCAAGACUGGUAGUCUUGCAUUGAAUUGGUUUUGACUUGGUACAAGCUAAUAAUUGCAGUAUCAUCUCAUAAUUUUAGUCUUACCUAGAUUUAAUUAUUAGAAUUAUUUAUUUAAUUCUUUUUUCCUUAUUAGUAAUUGUUCUAAAUAGCUCAGUAAAUGUCAUAUAGAGUCAUGGCUAUUAAGACAGAGAUAAAAAGUAUUGUAAGGUUUAAGUAUUUUAAUGACUUUAAGGUCAAAUAGAAAUGCUUCACCAAUCAAGCUGUCUUCUCAUGAGAACAGUGGUACUGUUAAAUAGGUUUGUUAUGAUAGUACCCACAGUGCUGAUUGAAUUGAGAACGGUGUUCAAAAAACACAGUUCAGCAAUACACAAUUGAUGAUAUUUAUCCAAAUGACACCCUGAAGUAUUGGGUUAUUACUCAAUUGAGUUGGGGACUGUGGUGACUCUUUAGUUGCUCCUCUUCACAUUGUGCAAGUCAGUUUAUAGAGGCAAUUCAAAUGGGUCGAUAAAGCAAGUAAGUUAACUUACUGAGAAGAUUUUACAGUGUGAAAAAACAAGCAACAUCAGAAUUAAUUUUAUACACUGAUAUACACAAAUACACUGGUGGCCAAAAGUUUGGAAAAAUGGGUUUGGAAAGAAAUUGGUACUUUUAUUCACCAAAGUGGCAUUCAGCUGAUCACAAUGUAUAGUCAGGACAUUAAUAAUGUGAAAAAUUACUAAUACAAGUUGGAAAUUUUUUUUUAGAACUUCUUAAACUUCUUCAGAGUUCUCAUCAAAAAAAUCCUCCACGUGCAGCAAUGACAGCUUUGCAGAUCCUUGGCAUUCUAGCUGUCAGUUUGUCCAGAUACUCAGGUGAUAUUUCACCCCACGAUUCCUGUAGCACUUGCCAUAGAUGUAGCUGUCUUAUCGGGCACUUCUCACGCACCUUACGGUCUAGCCGAUCCCACAAAAUCUCAAUGGGUUUAAGAUCCAUAAAACCCUUUUUCAAUUAUCUGUUGUCCAAUGUCUGUGUUUCUUUGUCCACUCUAAAUUUUCUUUUUGAUUUUCUGUUUCAAAAGUAGCUUUUUCUUUGCAAUUCUUCCCAUAAGGCCUGCACCCCUGAGUCUUCUCUUUACUGUUGAACGUGAAACUGGUGUUGAGCGGGUAGAAUUCAAUGAAGCUGUCAGCUGAGGACAUGUGAGGCAUCUAUUUCUCAAACUAGAGACUCUGAUGUACUUAUCCUCUUGUUUAGUUGUACAUUUGGCCUUCCACAUCUCUUUCUGUCCUUGUUAGAGCCAGUUGUCCUUUGUCUUUGAAGACUGUAGUGUACACCUUUGUAUGAAAUCUUCAGUUUUUUGGCAAUUUUAAGCAUUGUAUAGCCUUCAGUCCUCAAAACAAUGAUUGACCGAAAGCUUUUUUGCUACUUAAGACAUGCCAGUCUAUUGCAUACUGUGGAAACUCAAAAACAAACACAAAGAUAAUGUUAAGCUUCAUUUAACGAACCAAAUUGCUUUCAGCUGUGUUUGAUAUAAUGGCAAAUUAUUUUCUAGUACCAAAUUAGCAAUUUAGCAUGAUUACUCAAGGAUAAGGUGUUGGAGUGAUGGCUGCUGGAAAUGGGGCCUGUCUAGAUUUGAUCAAAAAUGACUUUUUUCAAAUAGUGAUGGUGCUGUUUUUUACAUCAGUAAUAUCCUGAAUAUACUUUGUGAUCAGCUGAAUGCCACUUUGGUGAAUUAAAGUUCCAAUUUCCUACUGACAUUAUGUACAUUAUUCCAAACUUUUGGCUGCAAGUGUAUUCAAAUCUUGAAUGGAAUCCACUAAUUGUAAAAUCCAAUUAAUUAGUAACAGAUGUACAUUAGUAUUAGACACUGACACUGUCAUUUCAUAAGGAUCUGGGUAAGUAAAGUUCGAAGGAAAAGUUAAACUGACCACUCAAAGAAAGAAAGAGAUGGAGAGAGAGGUCUGGCUGGUAGAUUUUUGAUUGAACAGUUAAUCUAACUGUAAGACGACACACUAUGUUUAAACGGAUAGUUCCUAAAAAUGAAAAUUCUCUUAUCAUUUAAUCACUCUCAUGCCAUCUCAGAUGUGCAUGACUUUCUUCUGAACACAAAUGAAGAUUUUUAGAAGAAUAUCUCAGCUCUGUAGGUCCUUAUAAAGAAUGGUGGACAGAACUCUGAAGCUCCAGAAAGUAUAUAAAGGCAGCAUAAAAGUUAUCCAGACGACUCCAGUGGUUAAAUCCAUUUCUUCUGAAGCAAUAUGACAGGUGUGAGUGAGAAACAGAUCAAUAUUUAAGUCCUUUUUUACUAAAAAUCUGCCCUCCUAUUCAUGUUCACAAGAGGACUGAGUUUUUUUUUUUAUGAUAAUGAUUAGCAUCUUUUGUUCAUAUCAACACCUACUGGGCAGAGAGGAAAAAAAGCAGGGAUAAAGAAAGGAAAAUAAUAAAUAAAUCAUAUUUGCACAACAGCCCAAUGGGUGGCGAUAUGCACGAAAAUGCAAUGCAAAUGCAAAAAAAAACAAAAAAAAACUGAAGAACUUGUGCAUUAGAGGGCUGUUUGAAAGUAGACUUGUAGUAAAAAAAAAAAAAAGAAGAAAAAAAAAGGAUGUAAAUAUUGAUCUGUUCCUCACCCACACCUAUCAUAUUGUUUCUGAAGACAUUGUUUUAACCACUGGAGUCAUGAAAUAUUUUUAUGCUGCCUUUAUGUGCUUUUUGGACCUUCAUGUGCAUUGUGUGGAACUAUAGAGCUGAAAUAUUCUCCUAAAAAUCCUUGUUUGUGUUCAAUAGAUGAAAGUAAGUCAUACACAUCUGGGAUGGCAUAAGGGACAGAAAAUUAUGAGAGAAUUUUCAUUUUUGGGUGAACUAUUCCUUUAAGACUGACUGUGAUUGAAAAAGCAUAAUGAAACACUGUUCUUUUUAUUAUUAAAAAUUCAUUUAAAUCAAACCUAUUUAAUGAUUCCAUUUUCAAAUUUUGUUUAGUACCACCUCCUGACAAUUUAUAAUUUUAUUAUGCCACAAAAUACAGGUGCAGUCAUGCUCUUUAUGUCACGCUCCUCUGUAAUGGUUACCCUAUUAAUUAGAACCAGAACAGAUUGGUUGUGCCCUUAUAAAAUAAUCUGAAAGCUAAGAACAAACUUUACCAGCUAAUCUUACAAAAAAGGGUGUUUUUAAAGUUGAAUGGCACAUUUAAUGGGCCAGUUGUGGCCAGGAGAAAUAUGGUGAUCACUUCAUUCUUAAUUCAAAUCAGUAAUUAAAGCCCUCAGCCCUCAGACUUUAAUCAACCAGCAUGGAAAGCAAGUUGGUUUGCCUUUGAAUACAGCCAGUGAGUGUUUGAUAUUUUCUUGCUGUAACUAUUUAAUGAAAAACAAUAUGAACCUCAAGCUUUGUAAAUAUUUUGCCUCAUAAAAUAAUAACGCAAA